AUGUCUGGUCAAGAUAUUUCGCCUGGAUCGGUGAUUACCUUGACCGACGGACGACAGGCCACCGUACGCUUCAUCGGCAGCACACACUUCGCAGUUGGAGACUGGAUCGGCGUGGAAUUGACAGAAGCGACUGGAAAGAAUGAUGGUGCGGUUCAAGGAGAGCGAUACUUCGAUUGUGAGGCAGGGUUUGGCAUGUUCAUCCGGCCGACAGCCAUCGGCGCGGUUCUACAACAAGCUCCGCGGGAGAGUAAACAAACGACCCGACCCGGUACCAAUACGUCCACCGGCAGGGUCUCAGUCUCUGCGGGCUCGAAGAAACCAGCAGGAAUACCGCCCAGUGCUUUAAAAAGACAAAGCAUCAAUGCGUCCACUCCUACGCCGGCUCCGAGGGGGGCUCAAAGGUCAUCUCUGAGAUCUCCCACAAAGUCUCCGACAAAACAUCUAUCUUCAGCGGCUCCUCCCCGUGCUUCGAUCAGCGGUGCUUCGCGUACUUCUGUUGUGGCUUCAAACCGGCCUCGCCCAGCACCUACCACCCGACCCUCGGUCGGACCAUCCACAACCCAGACAGCAGCACCAAGAGCAUCACGUCCGUCUAUAUCCGGCUCCACACGGUCAUCGCGACCAGGUUCCCAAAGCAAUGUGUCCACUACUGGCCCUGCCUUGUCAAAACGUCCUUCCUUACGCCAAGCAGCCCCUACCAAGGCAUCGGAUGAGACAGGGGUGAGCGGACCUUCGGAAGAGCCAACAGAUAACGAAUCUAUGGCUGCUGAUGAUGGUUCGCCAGACAUGGGCGCGGGAUCUGCACCGUCGGCCAAGCCACCUAGACAAUCUAUGGCUGCGACCCGCUCUGCGGCCUCUCGCCCUGGAGCUCCAGGAUCUACAGCCCAACGGCAGAGCUCUGCUGUCUCCCGAGAACUGGAAGAACUUAACACCAAGCUCCGCGUGAUGGAGAAAAAGCGAACUGAAGACCGCGAAAAAAUGAAGGUUCUCGAACAACUCCAGUCUGAGCGUGAUAAGUUUGAGUCUAUCAUUCAGAAGCUGCAGUCGAAAUAUCAGCCCCAGCAAAUGGAGAUCACUGACUUGCGCAAGAAGCUUAAAGAAAGCGAGGCUCGUUUGGAGGAAGUCGAACGAGUGCAGGCUGAGCAUGAGUCGCUUAUGGAAAUGGCUGCGCUUGAUCGAGAGAUGGCGGAAGAAACCGCGGAGGCAUUCAGACACGAAUGUGAUGCGCUCCGGUCUAAGAUGGAGGAACUUAACUUGGAGGUGGAGGUUCUCCGAGAGGAGAACGAGGAGUUUGCUCAAGUGACAAGCCCCGAAGAGCGAUCCAGCCAUGGGUGGCUACAAAUGGAAAAGACAAAUGAACGACUUCGCGAGGCACUCAUUCGACUUCGUGAUAUGACACAGCAGCAAGAGUCUGAUCUGAAGUCUCAGAUCAAGGAAUUGGAACAAGACCUCGAGGAAUACUCUGCAGUGAAGUCCGAUUUCGAAGCUACCAAGGAAAGAUUAUUGGUCGCAGAGACUAAUGUGGAUGAUCUCAAACAACAAUUGGAGACUGCGCUGGGCGCAGAAGAAAUGAUAGAAGAACUCGCCGAUAAGAACAUGCGGUACCAAGAAGAAAUCAAUGAGCUCAAAGCGGCCAUCGAAGAUUUGGAAGCCUUAAGGGAGAUCAGCGAUGAGCUGGAAUAUACCCACAUCGAGACUGAGAAACAACUCCAGGAAGAGAUUGAUUAUCGCGAGGGCGUGUUCACUGAGCAAUCCCGGAAGAUUGUUCAGCAAGAUGAGGUUAUUGAGGACCUUGAAUAUACACUAUCUCGCUUCAGAGAGUUGGUGACAAAUCUUCAAUCUGAUUUGGAAGACAUGCGAGCAUCCCAGCAGAUCUCAGAGGUGGAAGCUACUAACCUCACAACCCGAUCACGGGCUAUGAUGGACCUCAACAUGAAGCUCCAAGCCUCCGUAUCAAAGGCACAAACCAAGUCUAUCGAUGUGGAACUUAACCGCAUGGAAUCCGAAGAGGCUGCGCAGCAUCUCUCAAUUGUCAAGCUUUAUCUACCAGAGUACUUCGACGGGGAACGGAACGCUGUUCUGGCGCUGCUGCGAUUCAAGCGUGUCAGCUUUAAGUCUGUUGUUAUGAACAGCACUAUUCGCGAGCGUAUUGCUGAGCAGUCAGCAAUUUCUAGCCACGAAGAGAUUUUUAAUGCCUUGGAAGUUUCUGAGCACCUCUUGUGGAUCUCCAGCGUUUGUGACCGAUUCGUCAGCUACAUUAACGCUUGCACGCCAGAUCAAUUCGAAGGUAUGAAGGCUGCUUUAUUUGAGAUGGAACCAGUUGAACGCACUCUCAAUUUUUGGAUUGAAAGCUUAAAAAAGAAUGAGGUCAAUAUGAAGAAGUUUGCGGUGGAAUUGCAGAGAUCGAUCGCGCUUCUGGCACAUCUGGCAGAAACCCUUCUACCACCCAGCCCAGAGACCUUUGCGGGUGAAUUGACCAUGCGAGCAAAUCUAUCUCAGUCAUACCUCGAUCAUGCAGCGACAGCCAUCGCUCGACUGAAGUCUCUCAUCCAGUCUAAACUACCAACUCCGGAACAAAAGAAUGAAGCGGAGGAGGGCAGUGAAGGCAAUGAGGCUAACGACCCUACUGAGAGUGAUGACAGCAUGGAAGAAAGAGCUUUUGCUUUUAAGCAGCUCGAUGCCUUUGUUUCUCACUCCCGCGGUUACAAGGUAGCCAUGGGCAAGAUAUAUCGGGCCCUCGAAGAUUUGCGCUCGAGAUCCCUUGCACUUUCAAAGCAGGCCGAUGAGCCAUUUAAGCAGACCGAGGCUUUCACUCGCGAGCUCUCAGAACUUUCCCGUAGGCUCGGGGGAGCUGUUUUGAGUCUGACUAGUGACGAAGGUCGUGUCGAACCUUACACCCUCAAAGAGAUGCUGGAUAGCAUGUCGCAAGCUUGCGCAGAGUUUACCCAAGGAUCAGAAAGCCCCGCAGAAAGUAAUGAUCCGUUCUCUUUACUUCUGAAUAAACUGCGUGCGCUGGCUGGCCAGAUGGACGAGCUCGAUUCGAUCUCCACUGAUCUUUCUCGUACUAGCGAGUUUGAGAGGGGCACAUUCCCCUGGAUCGCGCGAGCAGACGAACUCAAGUCCAACAAGACCAUUUCGCCUGAUGCUGAUGAAGAGAUUCGUCGUCUGAAGAACGAGGUCCACGAAGUUUCCACUGCUCUUGGUGUCAAGGACAAUACGAUCGAGGAGCAGGGCAUCAAGAUUGAACUUCUGGAAUCUCGAAUGAAGGAGGCGAGUAAGAAGGCGUCCAUGGUCAAGGAUCUGGAAGUGAAGAUUGAAGAGGCCCAGAAUAAUGGAAUGGAGCUGGAGAAGACUGUUGAGCAACAGAAGAGAGAACUCCAAACCGCCGAGGCAGAGCGGGAUGAAUACAAGACUCGCCUGGAACGCAUGAAGCGUGUUUCCGGUACUGCAGGCGUCAAGACCACAGGCGAUGGUCUCGUUAUCGACAACGAAGCUUCUCUCGCUGCUAUGCAUGAGAAUGAGACUCUGCGUGCUGAGGUUGAGAGCCUUCAAUCAGCUGUUCGUUUCUUGCGCGAAGAAAACCGCCGCGCCAAUCGCAUGGACCCGUACUCUAUCCAGCAGUCGACUGACAUGUACUCCUGGCUUGACGCUCCUCUCACCCGGGCGGACCCUACAGUGGAGCAAGAGAAGAUUCAACGCACUGCCCUGGAAAGCCGGGAUGUCUUUACUCAUCUGCUUAAAUUGACUAAGGAUUCACGUGUUUCUGACCUGAAGUCCACAAUGAUCCCAUCGACAACCGAUGAUGGUAGCUCCGCCAAUCGUACCACAUGGCGCCCUGCCAAGUCUCGGCUCCGGUACCAGGUGCUCCAACAGCGCGAGCACUACGAGCACUGGGCCGAAUGGCGCGAUGAGAUUGUCAACCACGAGCGUGAACAGGACCGUCUCGCAGCCGCUAAGCGCGAGCGUGCUUUACGUGAUCGUAUGCCGAAACAUGCUCACAAAGCUUCUGUCGAGUUCCCUCAGGGUCUUGGACAUGGCAUGAUGGGUCGUGCAUGGCAAAUUCUUGGUAUGCAGAAUCACCGCAAGGGUGGCUCCAUUAGUGGGCCUGCUCCAGACGGCGUGGAAAUUGUACCUAUAGAGUGA
Messenger RNA from Penicillium malachiteum, 4143 nucleotides. RefSeq lists its product as uncharacterized. The record is from RefSeq and is a predicted model, not a curated record. The transcript is spliced from 2 exons. Gene Ontology annotation, biological process: nuclear migration involved in conjugation with cellular fusion; establishment of mitotic spindle orientation. NCBI's taxonomy places the organism in Eukaryota, Fungi, Ascomycota, Eurotiomycetes, Eurotiales, Aspergillaceae. Gene Ontology annotation, cellular component: spindle; spindle pole body; cell tip. Bases 1 to 4143 code for a protein of 1380 amino acids.